AUGGACUCAGAUUCAGGUGACGUGCUGGAGCAUAGCGGCACAGCCUGCGCGCUGCAGCCAUCAUCACUACAACAGUCGAAUCUUCAACUACCCACCCACUCUGAUCAAUUGCAGGAAGUGCUGAAACACGCCGAAGACGUCGCAACACAGAAAAUCUUUCCAACAGACGACGAAACAAUUCAUUUCACCAUUUCUCGAGAGUCGUGGUUGGAACUGCGAGAAGACCCUAACUUUGACAGGUGCAUAGAAUACAAAGCAUUUCGAGCCUCAUUCGAUAGCUCACGCUCCCUUGUCACUAUCACAGGCCCUGCAAGCGAGAGACACCACGCUAUUGUUAGAUUGCUUGCCGAUGUCGCGCAUGUGACUCUCGUGGAUAAGACGCCUAUCCGGUGGUAUCCAGUUAUUUCCCACAGGUUUACGGGAGAAUACGAGGAUUCACUAAGGCAACCAGACUUUAGUAUCAGUUGGGAUGAGAGUCUUUUCUACGAGAGAGUUCACACCGUCGUCGAGAUUGGUGUUUCACAGUCUCUCGAAGAGCUCCGGGCUCUGAUACCGCUGCACAUGAAAGGAAACCCAGAAACUCAACGAGUUAUUCUCAUCAAAUUGGCCGAAACUCCGAAAUUUCAAUGUCCGGAAUCAAUCGAUAUCGAUAUCGCCCAGGAGUUUCGGAGAGAUCGGGCAACAGGUGUGAUCUGGUUCGGCAACGCUAAGGUGAUCGGAGAGACGAGGAUCUCAUGGGAGUUGUGGGAACGGGAUGCUGCUGGUGUUCCACAGUCGACCUUUCAUGAGACUUUCGCGUUCGGCGAGAUGCCAUCAAGAAACCUUCCUUUCUUGACAAUCUCCGAAGGUAUCUACGGCGACACAGAAAUCCGGGGAGAAGUGAAUGCUUCUAUUACACCGCAGAUGAUCCAGCAGUUAUGGAGGGAGAAUUGGCCUUUGGCGAGUUGGGGGGAUGCCUCCGUACGGUUAUUCGAUUUGAUAGGUGAGUCGAGACUGAGAGAAGCAAUGAGAGAAGCUCGCGAUAAGGGCCUCGCUGAUGAACUAAACGUGCUGUGCUGA
This is a messenger RNA of Fonsecaea erecta, 1059 nucleotides long. RefSeq lists its product as hypothetical. The coding region runs from base 1 to 1059 and encodes 352 amino acids. Lineage: Eukaryota; Fungi; Ascomycota; Eurotiomycetes; Chaetothyriales; Herpotrichiellaceae. The record is from RefSeq and is a predicted model, not a curated record. The transcript is spliced from 2 exons.